AUUAAAGCCAUCCCAAACAUAUAAUUAGAGUUGCAUGCAUAAAACACAUACUUCUGAAGAUGAAGUUAAGCAACCUUCUUACACUCUUUUUCCUUUCCUGUCUUUCUGUUUUGCUAGUGGGGAUUGUCUCUACAGAUGGAGCCCAAUGUGGAAGACAGGCAGGCGGGGCCUUGUGUCGAAAUAACCUCUGUUGUAGCCAAUGGGGUUUUUGUGGUAGCACAGAAGCCUAUUGUGGAGCUGGUUGUCAAAGUCAAUGUUGGAAUGAAAGACCUGAUCACAGAUGUGGGGCUGGCACUGGAAACAGUCCAUGCGCUCCAGGAAGGUGUUGUAGCAGAUUUGGGUUUUGUGGUAGCACAGCUGCUUAUUGCCAAGGAAACAAUUGUCAAUACCAAUGUUGGAGAAUUGCACCUUCCACUGAUGAACUCAUUCGUGCUAUGCUCGGAGAUUAUAACGCCAAUGAUGAUUCAGAUAUAAGAAAUGUUAUUAGUGAAUCAAUCUUCAACGAAAUGUUUAAGCAUAGAAAGGAUUGCCCAAGUAAAGGUUUCUACGAUUACCAGUCUUUUGUCAUUGCUGCUGCCUCUUUUCCUGGUUUUGGUACCACUGGAGAUGUGGCAACUCGUAAAAGGGAAAUCGCAGCUUUCUUUGCUCAAACAUCUCAUGCAACUGCAGGAAAAUGGAUUGAUUCAUUUGAUCAACAUGCAUGGGGAUAUUGCUUUAUCAAUAGAACUUCUGGCGAGUAUGAUUAUUGUACAUCUUCUCAUUGGCCAUGUGCUGCUGGCAAAAAAUAUAAUAGUCGAGGACCAAUUCAACUUACCCACAACUACAACUAUGGGCUUGCUAGUGAAGCACUGGGAAUAGAUUUGAUAAACAAUCCUGAAUUGGUAGCAACAGACUCAGUGGUGUCCUUCAAAACUGCCGUAUGGUAUUGGAUGACUCAACAUGAUAACAACCCUUCAUUCCACAACAUUGUUAUCAAUGCAAAUUCUGGAAUUAAAAACCAACUCCCAACUUAUGCUAAUACCAAUAAUGACAAAAACCUUGUUGGGUACUAUAAAAGGUACUGUGACAUGUUAAGGGUGAGUUAUGGAGAUAACUUAGACUAUUUGUCUAAGUUUCCUAACGCCUCUGGCAUUUCUAUGCUUUCCCAGAUCUGAAAUCGUUUAUAGAGGCAAAAGUACGUACCAUAAAAAUAGUGGCUUGAUUAUAAUUAUGAAUAAAGAAAGCCUACUACAUUGCCUCAUGUAAUUGUAUAUGUGUGUUUGUAUUAAAUAAGGAGCUCAACUUGCUAUGUUCUGUUGAGCUAUGUUUGUCUUUUGAUUGAAUAAAAUGAGCUUAUGCUCUCUUUAUUAAUUA
Messenger RNA from Cannabis sativa, 1353 nucleotides. RefSeq names its product mulatexin. Gene Ontology annotation, molecular function: chitinase activity; chitin binding. Lineage: Eukaryota; Viridiplantae; Streptophyta; Magnoliopsida; Rosales; Cannabaceae. The transcript is spliced from 3 exons. Bases 60 to 1154 code for a protein of 364 amino acids. The record is from RefSeq and is a predicted model, not a curated record. Gene Ontology annotation, biological process: cell wall macromolecule catabolic process; carbohydrate metabolic process; chitin catabolic process.